GGCGCGCGGCGGAAGGGGGCGCGGCCGGAAGCGGGGCGCGAGGGGGCGGGGCCAGCGGAGGCGCCGGAGGCCCUUGGCAGGAUGACACGAUGUCCGCGGGCGGCGGCCCCCUGCUCCCCGACAGCGUCCUCUACGAGAUCUUCCUGUACCUGGGCCACGCCGACGUGCUCGCGGCCGCGCUGGUGUGCCGGCAGUGGAGCGCCGUCGCCCGCGACGAGUUCCUGUGGAAGGAGCUCUUCUACCGCUACUACCGCGUGUCCCGGGACGUGCCGCGGCACCCAGCCGCCGUGUCCUGGUACGACGAGUUCCGGAGGCUGUACGACACCAUCCCCUGUGUGGAGGUUCAGGCUCUGAGGGAGCACAAUGACCAGGUUCUGCACCUCAGCUUCUCCCACUCUGGCUGCUUGUUUGCAUCAUGCUCCAAAGACUGUACUGUCAAGAUCUGGAGCAAUGAGCUGGACAUCUCCCUGCAGCACAGCUCCAACAUGAGGCCCUACAACUGGAGCUACACACAGUUCUCCCAGUUCAACUCCGAUGACUCCCUCCUCCUGGUGUCGGGCGUCUUCGUGGGGCCUCACAACUCCUCCUCGGGGGAGAUCGCUGUGAUCAGCAUGGAGAACUUCACGCUGCUCUCCAGGGUGAGGAACAAACCCUACGAUGUGUUUGGCUGUUGGCUGAACGAGACCAACCUCAUCUCGGGCAACCUGCACCGCAUCGGCCGCGUCACCUCCUGCUCUGUGCUGUGGCUCAACAACGCCUUCCAGGGUGUGGAGUCAGAGAACGUGAACGUGGUGAAGAGACUGUUCAAGAUCCAGAACCUGAACGCCAGCACCAUCAGGACCGUGAUGGUGGCCGACUGCAGCCGCUACGACAGCCCUGACCUGCUGCUGGACUACGAGGAGCAGCUCGCUGCUGCCCCCACCCGCCCCGCCUCGGAGCUCGGCAGCGACAGCGAGGAAGAGGAGGCCAAGCCCAGGCAGGCUCCAGAGCCAGCAGCACAGGAACUGCCAGGGGACGGGGGGGUGCCAGCAGAGGAGGGGCUGCAGCAGUUCAUUGAUGAUAUCAUGGGGGGCCGUGUCAGAGCCUCCCUGAGCGAGGCAGAGCUGGAGACCAGAGUGGCCGAGCUCUUCGUGCGCACCCGAACGAAGCCUCCUGAGCUCAACCUGCUCCCAACUGACAGCACCAGCAAGACAAAGUACUUGAUCUUCACCACAGGCUGCCUCACCUACUCCCCACACCAGAUAGGGAUCAAAAGGAUCCUGCCCCAUCAGAUGACGACGGCCGGGCCGGUGCUGGGGGAGGAGCGACGCUCUGAUGAGUUCUUUGACUCGCUGGAUCACGUCAUCGACAUCCACGGGCACAUCAUUGGCAUGGGGCUGUCCCCUGACCACAGUGGGGUGUGGGCUCCCCCCUGCCCCCUCCCCAGGUACCUGUACGUGAACAGCCGCGCCUGGCCUCGGGACUGUGUCAUCUCCGACCCGAUGCAGCCGCCUCCCAUCGCCGAGGAGAUCGAUCUGCACGUCUUCGACCUGAAGACCAUGAAGGAGGUGAAGAGAGCCCUCCGUGCACACCGGGCCUACACACCCAACGAGGAGUGCUUCUUCAUCUUCCUGGAUGUCAGCAGGGACUUCGUGGCCAGCGGGGCAGAGGAUCGCCACGGCUACAUCUGGGACCGCCACUAUAACAUCUGCCUGGCCAAGCUGCAGCACGACAACGUGGUGAACUCGGUGGCGUUCAGCCCGGUGGAGCAGGAGCUGCUGCUGACGGCCAGCGACGACAGCACCAUCAAGGUGUGGCGCUCACCGCGGGCGCUGCGAGGCCGCCGCGCCAGCCGCCCACGGCCCCGCAAGCUGCUCUUCUCCUGGCUCAUGAACCAGAGCAGCUGAGCCCGGCACACGCUGCAGCUUCCUCACCGGAGAGCUCGGCACGGGGCGGGAGGGAGCCGGCGCCGGGAGCUGCUGCGUCCCUCUGAACGGCAAAGGUGGAAGGGAAAGGGGCCGAGGGCUCAGGCCGGGCCUGACGCCCUGCAGUGCCCAGCUCAGGCUCUCCACGGCUUCUCACCGGCGCUGCUGCUUGGGCACAGCUGGCACAGGGAGCUCGGGGCUCCCCCCACAACCUGAGGCAGAUCCCUCCAGCGCGGUGGCCGUGAGCCGGGCCGUGGCCGAGCUCGCCGGGAGCCGCCGCUGUCCUCGCCUGGGCAGUUGCUGCAGCGCCGCCUGACAGCGGGACUCUGGGCAUGGAGUAGUUGGAGCGUGGGUUGUCCCAACCCUCCUGCGGCAGCUCGGUGGCUGCUGGGCCGGGGGGCGGGGCUGGGGGUCUGGCUGCUGUCACAGCCCCUUCCCCACGAUGCGUGUGGCUGGCAGCAGCUUCCCCCCAGGAGCAGGGAGGGUCGGUGCUCACAUGGUGCUGCCUUGGCCCCGUCUUCCUCUGAAGCAGCACCUGAGGCAGCCACAGCCUUGGGACUGUAUUUCUUGCAGGGGCUCCCUGAGGAGGGCUGGUGGGGCUCAGGCACAGCCCCCUCACGCUGCUCAGUCGUGGCACUUUAGGUUCUCUUGGUAUGUUUCUGGUGAAGAGGGGUGGGCACCCAGGGGUGGCUGCAGGAACUCACCUCCCAGUGCUGGGGCCACACAGCCCUCCUCACCCUGACAGUCCAAUAAGCUUCCUUCCUUCCCUCCUUCCUUCCUUCCGGGGAUUGGCUCCUCCAGAGCUGCUGCUGAGGCCCCCUCAGGCAGUUACAAACUCAGGGGUGUUUACUCUGGCUCUGUCCCUGAAGCUUUUCCCCUGGCAGCAGGUAACCAAAUGUGAGUCUAUUUCAGCUCCUCAUCUUGCCUUGGUGCAGAGGGCCAGGGCUGGUGAUGUCCCCAGGAGCUGCAGUCGCCCCUGGGAGCUCAACUUUGACUGAGGGGGUGUUUGGGCUGCUCUGGGGGCAGGUGCCUGUGCCACUCACAGCCUGGGCUGGCACAGCCUGAGGGGAGGCAGCAGCUCCUGUCCUGAGAUGCCCCAAUGACUUCAAUCCCAGGCAGGAAGCUCCAACCCUCGCUGUGCUGUGCCCUGGCAGCUGCCCAGGGCUUUAUCCAAACCCCCUGAACUCAGGGUCUCUGUCAGCACAGGACUGUUAGAAACCAGGGAGCCCUGUGUGUGUGUGUGUGUGUGUGUGUGUGCACAGCAUCCACAGCCAGCUCUGCACAGCCACACAGUGAAGGAACAGCCUCUGCCUCCACCCCCAGGACUCUGACAUCUCCCUGUGCCCCUGGAGCAGCGAGCCAGGGGCACCCAGGGUGUCUGCACCGUUUUGCUCUUCACUAUGGCAUUGAAUAAACGUUCUGCUAAAGCA
Molecule: messenger RNA, 3334 nt
Organism: Colius striatus (speckled mousebird)
Lineage: Eukaryota; Metazoa; Chordata; Aves; Coliiformes; Coliidae
Gene: FBXW5
Product: F-box and WD repeat domain containing 5
Exons: 9
Coding region: 90-1886 (598 amino acids)
Biological process (GO): protein ubiquitination
Cellular component (GO): Cul4-RING E3 ubiquitin ligase complex; SCF ubiquitin ligase complex
Molecular function (GO): protein binding
Source: RefSeq, a predicted model, not a curated record